Coffea eugenioides is the source of this 534-nucleotide messenger RNA. RefSeq lists its product as uncharacterized. NCBI's taxonomy places the organism in Eukaryota, Viridiplantae, Streptophyta, Magnoliopsida, Gentianales, Rubiaceae. The record is from RefSeq and is a predicted model, not a curated record. The coding region runs from base 103 to 471 and encodes 122 amino acids. The transcript has 2 exons.
GAGGUUUGCACCUGACUCUCCUCUCCCCAGCUCUACUCUACUCUACUCCAGUAGAAGAACGAUUGGGAAGAUAUCCUUUGAUGUCUUUUAUCCUGUUCAUUUAUGAUUCAGAAUUACCACUAUGAUUUGGAGGAAACAGGGAAUUUGUUGGUUGCUGGUCUUCGUGAUGGCAAUAAACUUGCAGAAGCAAUCAAAUAUGCUGAGGAUAUGAUUGAACGGGGGAUCAAAUUAAAUUCUUUGACAGUGUCCAAGUUAAAGCAGAGCCUGUCAAAAACAGGAAAAACAUUAGGAUGCAGUGCAGAAUGGCUCUUGAUGAGUAAACGAUUACAGGAUCAAGAGCAAGAGGUUCUCUCGAUAGAACUUGAUGUGGCAGGCACGGUACUGGUUCUGGAAUUUCAGCUGUUUCAGGGCAAUCCAGAAGCUGUAGCUCAGUUACAAGAUAACCAAGAUUUCAAGGGGAUGAUGUGCUAGUACACAGCAUUGUUCGAAGAUUAAUGAAAUGUCAUAUCGGAUGGUGCUCUGGUAAAGUUUCUG